Aphanomyces invadans is the source of this 1125-nucleotide messenger RNA. RefSeq lists its product as hypothetical. The transcript has a single exon. The record is from RefSeq and is a predicted model, not a curated record. Bases 663 to 1001 code for a protein of 112 amino acids. Lineage: Eukaryota; Oomycota; Saprolegniomycetes; Saprolegniales; Verrucalvaceae.
GCGAAAAUUGAAAAAUUAUUUAUAUGCAUUUUUUGUAUUGGGUGCCGUCAAACCCUCGACGUCUGGUGCAGUCCACUCGAAACUGAGGCAUUGACGGCCUUGACGAUGCCUAAGUCUUUGACGAUUCCUAGACGCAGACGCCCUUCACCAUGCCAUAGUUGUGCCUGCAUUGCAUUAAUAUAUAGUGUCGACCGGCCAUCGCCGUCUACGGAAACGAGGGCCCGCCUUCUGCGGCGGUUUCAAAUCGGAUCACGGCUGGUCGCUGCGCCUCCCGCAGUCGCGACAUGAUCUUGGAGAGGCUGAUGCCGCACAAACUCUGGCCAUUCACCGACACAAUCGCAACGCCGUUCGUGAUCUGCUUGUACUUUUUCGACUCGGUUCCGUCAAAGCACUCCUUCACGAUCGCACAUUUCUUGACGGCGUCGUACCCGAGUUUCAUGCCCAUUGACUGCUGCUGAAACACGACGUCAAACCCGCUCUCGCUGUUCCACUUGACGCCACCAGGCUGGGGGUGGGCUUCGUUGUUGUCGUCAGCGGACCCCAGUGAGCUCCGUUGGUCAAAGUCCAGAUCAUCUUCAGGGGCUGCGUGGGGCGAAUUGAGUAAGCUGCUGCUUUCGCUGCGUUGACUGCGUGCUUCUGUGUAGGUGGUCGCAGGUACGUCGAUGCGAUAUUGCCUUUGUUGUGCAGAGGCACUAUUUGGAGGGGUCGUGGGGAUGUCAAACGCACCAACGACGCGCGAAAUGAUUCGGGGAUGCAGGAUCGGCGAGGAUGGCGAGACCGCUGGUUUCAACGUCGGACUAGUCACGUGGCGCUUCGACUCGGCCGAGCUAUUGGAAACAUUUCGUUGGGUGUUGGUUUGGCUCGGCAGAAAUGCUCGGAAGUCUUUCGGCUCCGUGCCUGAAAUAUACGCGCUGAGUAGUGCCAUGAACUCGGCCUCGGUCUUGGCUUUUGCGUUUGCCGCCUGCUGUCCUUCGUUACGUCCAAGGGACGCAUACAUCUGAAGCUGUUGGGAGAAUAAAUCUGGUUCAUGCUCGUAUCGCUUGGAGGUGCGCGGCGCGUCGGCGGCAACGGAGGACGACGAGGUCAUGUGCAGUGUCGAUGGCCGUUCUACCUGUUUGUUGCCCC